Messenger RNA from Aspergillus nidulans FGSC A4, 2674 nucleotides. RefSeq names its product TFIIH/NER complex ATPase/helicase subunit SSL2. The transcript is spliced from 3 exons. NCBI's taxonomy places the organism in Eukaryota, Fungi, Ascomycota, Eurotiomycetes, Eurotiales, Aspergillaceae. The record is from RefSeq and is a predicted model, not a curated record. Gene Ontology annotation, biological process: nucleotide-excision repair; transcription initiation at RNA polymerase II promoter. The coding region runs from base 218 to 2674 and encodes 818 amino acids. Gene Ontology annotation, molecular function: DNA binding; ATP binding; DNA helicase activity. Gene Ontology annotation, cellular component: nucleus.
CGUUCCUCGAGUCCGACGCCUUUUAUCUACCCUUCGAUGGCAGUAUCCGCAGCCAGGCAGCUUGCAAAAUCAUAGGAAGGGAUGAGCUAUUUCCCUUGAGCUUAACUGGGCACUGGUAGCCCGCAAGAAGCGGGACCCGAGUGCCUCUAAACACAAGUGCUUGCGUAUAGACGAUAGAUUCUGCAUAAAAAAAGCCAUCAAACCAUCCACCAACAUUAUGCCGGUCAAACGCAAGGCGACUGACAGUGGUCGGUCCAGUAGAGCGUCGAAGCGUGCAACCCCUGUGCCUGAUGCCCCGGAAAUUGAUAGCGACGAUGAUUACUCCGAUUGGGAGCAGGAUGCGAAGAAGGACAACCUAAAAGGCUUGGUGGACAAGUUUUCGCUUGAAUCAUUCAAUAAGAAGUCCCAGAACCAAGAUCCGAAUUUUGGCUACAAGGACUUCUCCUCGCUCCCGUUGAAGCCGGACCAUGCGAACCGACCCUUAUGGAUUGAUCCGUUGAAAGGGACGAUUACCCUCGAGAGUUUCUCUCCUCUGGCACCGCAAGCGCAAGAUUUCCUCACUACGAUCGCCGAACCGCUGUCGCGCCCGACUCAUUUACAUGAAUACCGGUUGACAGGGAACAGCUUGUAUGCUGCUGUGUCGGUGGGCCUCUUGCCACAAGAUAUUAUCAACUUUUUGGACCGGUUGACGAAGACGCCUCUUCCUGAGUCAAUCAAAUCCUUCAUCGUGGAAUUUACGAAGUCAUACGGAAAGAUCAAGGUUGUUCUGAAACACAACAGGUUUUUUGUGGAAAGUACCGAUCCGGAAAUGCUGCAAAUGCUGCUCCAGGAUGAAGUUAUAGGGUCCCAGCGCGUGCAAGCGUCAGAGGGUAUAACCCAGCAAGCAGCGCCGAAAAUGGGUGGUCUUGUCAUUCCUGGAACUAGGGAUGCCGCUGGGGUCAGGGAAACAUCAGAGCAAAAGGCUGUGGACGAGAGCGCAGGCAAGCGUGCAGAAGACGAUAUUCUUCUAGCUAUCCGCGAUGACGAUGACGACGAUGAGCAGGCUCAGGUGCAUAGUUUCGAGAUACCAAAUGAGGCAGUCGAGUCCGUCAAAGCACGCUGUCAAGCCAUGGGUUGUCCCGCAUUGGAGGAGUACGACUUCCGAAAUGACGAAAUUAACCCAACCCUAGAUAUCGAUCUCAAGCCGGCUGCACGAAUUCGAAGCUACCAGGAAAAGAGCUUGAGUAAGAUGUUUGGUAAUGGACGGGCAAAGAGUGGUAUCAUUGUCCUGCCUUGUGGUGCGGGCAAGACACUCGUUGGUAUCACCGCUGCCUGCACGAUCAAGAAGGGAACAAUCAUCCUUUGCACCAGUUCCAUGUCAGUUGUACAGUGGAGGAACGAAUUUUUGCGUUGGUCAAAUAUCGACCCCGGCGAUAUUGCCGUUUUCACUUCCGACAAUAAGGAGAAAUUCCGCCGGUCUACUGGUAUUAUUGUCUCCACUUAUUCAAUGGUUUCUCAAACAAGAGCACGAUCCCACGACGCACAGAAGAUGAUGGACUGGAUUCAGUCGCGGGAAUGGGGUCUUAUGAUUCUUGACGAGGUCCACGUCGUGCCCGCGAUCAUGUUUCGAAAGGUUACCUCUGCCAUUGCGACGCAGAGCAAGCUUGGGUUGACUGCCACACUCCUACGUGAAGAUGACAAGAUCAAAGAUUUGAACUUCCUCAUUGGUCCCAAACUAUAUGAGGCAAAUUGGAUGGAACUUGCAGAGCAAGGACAUAUUGCCAAAGUACAAUGCGCCGAGGUAUGGUGCCCAAUGACUACAGAAUUUUAUACCGAGUAUAUGCGGGAGAAAUCAAGAAAGGCUGCCCUAUUAUAUACCAUGAACCCUCGCAAGUUCCAGGCGUGCCAAUUUCUCAUUGACUACCAUGAAAAAAGAGGCGAUAAGGUCAUCGUUUUCUCAGACAACGUGUACGCCCUUGAGAAGUACGCGCUCAAGCUGAAGAAAGCCUACAUUUACGGAGGGACGCCUCAGAACGAGCGUAUGCGUAUCCUCGAGAACUUCCAACACAAUGAACAAGUUAACACAAUCUUUCUCUCCAAAAUUGGCGAUACAUCCCUCGACUUACCUGAGGCAACCUGCCUCAUUCAAAUCUCUUCACAUUACGGUUCUCGCCGCCAGGAAGCACAACGUCUAGGACGAAUCCUCCGAGCCAAGCGCCGCAACGAUGAAGGCUUUAAUGCGUUUUUCUAUUCUCUAGUCUCGAAAGACACGGAUGAGAUGUUCUACUCCUCAAAACGGCAAGCGUUCUUGGUCGACCAAGGCUAUGCCUUCAAGGUCAUUACCCACCUGCAGGGUAUUGAAAAUCUAGAGGGGCUAGCAUAUGCCACACCGGCAGAGCGCCGCGAGCUAUUGCAAGAAGUUAUGCUUCAAAAUGAAAGUUCUGCGGACGUCGAGAAUGUCACAGACGACCUCUUCUCUGAACGGUCUAGUGGUAACAGGGCCCGGGCAAAGCCUGGCGUCAAGCGGAGCGCCGCUACGCUUAGUGGGCUGGCUGGUGGUGAGGACAUGGCGUAUAUCGAGUACAACAAGAGCAGAAAUAAGCAACUCAAGGAGAAACAGCAUCACCCUCUGUUCAGAAAGCUGGAGCGCGAGCGCCAGAGGAGAAAGAAAGAGAUGGAGAAUUUCAAUCGAUAG